Cornus florida is the source of this 1572-nucleotide messenger RNA. RefSeq lists its product as uncharacterized. Bases 1 to 1572 code for a protein of 523 amino acids. Lineage: Eukaryota; Viridiplantae; Streptophyta; Magnoliopsida; Cornales; Cornaceae. The record is from RefSeq and is a predicted model, not a curated record. Gene Ontology annotation, molecular function: zinc ion binding. The transcript has 3 exons.
AUGAGCCAAUUCAAAGUUGAUGCAAGACCCAUGCAACUAUACAGAGCUAAAAGGAAAGUUAUGGAUGAGUUAGAGGGAAACCAUGGAGAAGCAUACAUUUUGCUUCCUAAGUAUGCUAAUGAAAUUUUCAAAUCUAAUCCUGGUAGUAUCAUGAAGCUUGAGAGGGACUUGCCUAGUAUGACAUUUAAAAGAAUUUUUAUGUCUUUAGAAGCUAUGCAAUAUGGAUUCAAGAAUGGUUGCAGGGGGUUCAUUGGAUUGGAUGGUUGUCACCUAAAGACCCUUUAUGGUGGUGUGCUCUUGUUUGCUAUAGCCCUUGAUGGGAAUAAUGGCCAUUUUCCACUGGCUAUGGCUGUGGUGGAGAAUGAAGGGAAAGAAAAUUGGAAAUCCUUCCUUCAAGAGUUGCAAACAUUUGUUGAACUUGGUCAAGAUAGACAUAUCUGCUUCAUGUCAGAUCAGCAAAAGAUAAAAACUUCAUUUAUUACAUCUAGAGCCUAUAAUGAUUACACAUUUAAUGAGGCAAUGAGGCAAAUGAGGGAGGUGUCAAGAGAGGCUUAUAAUUGGGUCUUAAGAAUAGAUGUGUACAAGUGGUCAAGGCAUGCAUUUUCUGACCAGGUGAAGAGUAACCAUGUCACUAAUAAUUUUAGUGAGUCAUUCAACAAUUGGGUUGGGAAGCUUAGGUAUAAACAUAUUUUAGUGCUGCUUGAUGGUAGUAGGAGCAAAUUGAUGAGCAGACUCCUAAUGGGGGCUGAAAAGGCCAGUACUUGGGUAGGAUUGGUGACCCUAAACAUUAGGGAAAAAUUUAAUAAGUUGAUUGAUGAGUCUAGAUCAUGUAAUGUUACCCCAGCAGGGCAAGAUGAGUAUGAAGUCAUAAAUGAGGAAGGAAAACAUAUAGUGAAGCUUAGAUCAAGGUCAUGUGAUUGUAGAGGAUGGCAGAUUUCUGGCCUCCCAUGCAAACAUGCAACUGUAGCCAUAACACACAAAAGAACAUAUAUUGAACAGUACUGUGAUCCAUAUUUCUAUAAUGAAACAUACAUGAGAACUCAUUCUAGUAUGAUUCACCCAAUACCUGAUCAGAGAAUGUGGACUCCUGUGCAUUGUAACCCUGUGGAACCUCUAGUUCCAAGGAAAAAGCCUGGCAGACCAAAAAAAGCCAGGACUAGAGAUGCAGAUGAGCCUGCAGCUACAACUAGUGAUGCUAGAAAGAGCAAAUCCCUACAAUGCUCACACUGUGAAGAAUUUGGGCACAACAAGAGAACAUGCAAAAUGAUGAGGCCUACAUCAGCUACUCAAUUUGGGUGUCAAAGCUCAAUGAGGAAUAUAGGUAGAAAAGCCACUGCAAGUACCAACCAAGUUGGAAGAGAGUGUGCAACCUCAAAUCAAUCAAAAAGCACCAACCAAGCUGGAAGAGGGUAUGCAAGCUCAAGGUCAAAUCAAGCAGGAAAAGGCAUUGCAAGCACCAACCAACCUAGACAAGGCUCUGUAACAUCAAAUCAACCAAGAAGACCCAAUGCAGUCAAAUUUGCAGUUCGAAGAGGUACUGGAAGAAGUAGCCAAUCUGGAAGGGACACUUGA